AUGAAUUCUUACGGCAUCUUGAAUCUGGGUCUCACCUUUUCGUCCUUUUCUCCGAUUCUGCCUUUGACAAGGCCGACGGAGCCCACAGCCGGGAGAAGGAGGCCUGGGAGGAGCUUGGGAAACUGUACAAGGACGAUCCAACGGUCCUAA
Messenger RNA from Symbiodinium sp. CCMP2456, 150 nucleotides. The record is from the annotation of a GenBank genome assembly. Lineage: Eukaryota; Dinophyceae; Suessiales; Symbiodiniaceae.